Drosophila guanche is the source of this 884-nucleotide messenger RNA. RefSeq lists its product as uncharacterized. The transcript is spliced from 4 exons. Bases 187 to 582 code for a protein of 131 amino acids. The record is from RefSeq and is a predicted model, not a curated record. Lineage: Eukaryota; Metazoa; Arthropoda; Insecta; Diptera; Drosophilidae.
CAAAACUCUCAGGCAACAAAAUUCAAAGUUCUCGCAGUUUCAGUUUUAUAUUUUUCGUCAUCACACGCACAGCUUCAGGCAAAUCAAAAAAUUCGAACUAGUUUUAAAAAAUAUCACUCUGAAUUUUGGUCUGUGCAACGAGUUAACACUAAAUUCUACACAUUUUGGAAGUGAAACUGCAGUCUCAUGGAGUUUCAGAACACCUGCAAAGAGUACACAAAAAUUCAGCAAGCCUCGUUACGGAGUCGCCUCAAAAUGAAGUUCGAGGAUAUUAAGCUGCAACGUUUAAUGGCUCAUCAGACCAAGGAUAAACUAAGGCAGGAUCUUCUCGACGAUGAGACACUGCACUGGUAUCAUUUCAGAAACAAGAUUGAAUAUCAGCGAGAAAUUGCACGCAGGCGGUAUGGAAAUAUUCCAAUGGGUAUGGUCCGCUAUCUGAAACCGAAGGAUGAGUACGAGCGUCAGCUGGAAAAGGCCAAGGAGGAGGCCGAGUUGGCACUGGAGGAGGAACGUCUGUUCUUGGCAGCGACCAACCAUGCCAAAUGUUCCAACGGAGGAGCAUCCAAAAACAUCUCAAAAUAGCGAGAUGCAGGACGAAUCGCGACUAGGUCCAAGAAGUAAUAUCCCCCCUUCCAACCCAAAUGCCCACUCAAAUAUCUCUCUGCCCAAGGCUUGUGCCACAGCCCAAGAAAAACCAAAAGACAGACUGCAAUGGAACCUCAAAUACAAUUUAUUCGUACAAGUUGUUGCAAUUUCAAAUUGAUAAAUCAAAUAGUUAGGGGCUUGAUUGUUGAUGCAACACCCAUCACAGUCCCAAUCCCAUUCCCAAUCCCAAUCCCGAGCAAAUAUCUGGUUUAAAGUGCUGCUUCGAUGCAUUACAAAUA